This is a messenger RNA of Columba livia (rock pigeon), 5859 nucleotides long. RefSeq names its product ELOVL fatty acid elongase 4 (gene ELOVL4). Gene Ontology annotation, molecular function: fatty acid elongase activity. The record is from RefSeq and is a predicted model, not a curated record. The coding region runs from base 342 to 1283 and encodes 313 amino acids. Lineage: Eukaryota; Metazoa; Chordata; Aves; Columbiformes; Columbidae. Gene Ontology annotation, biological process: fatty acid elongation, polyunsaturated fatty acid; sphingolipid biosynthetic process; fatty acid elongation, monounsaturated fatty acid. The transcript has 6 exons. Gene Ontology annotation, cellular component: endoplasmic reticulum membrane; endoplasmic reticulum.
GCCGCCGGCGGGCAGCGAGCCGGCCGUCACGUGGCGCGAGCGCACCGCACCGCACGGCGCGCGGGGGACGGUGCUGCGGAGCCGCGGCCGCCGCGCUGCACAUCCCGCUUCCCAACCCCCCCGCCUUCCCCGCCUCCGCGCCGUCCGCCCUGCCCGCGGGGCGCGGGAGCCGGUGACGGGAGCGAGGCGGAGUCUGGAGGGAAGAUACCCAGAGAUAGAGAUUUAAAUCACAUCCCCGGCUGUAGAAGGGGCAGCAGCAGCAGCAGCCGCCCCGGCGCAGAGGCACGGACGCACGCGCCGAGACAGGUUCGCCGGCUCCGCCGCUGCUGCUGCUGCUCACCAUGGGUGCCGCCGCCGAGCCCCCCCGCGCCGUGGGCCUGGUGUCCAGCGUGGUGAACGACACCCUCGAGUUCUACCGCUGGACCUGGAGCAUCCGAGACAAACGUGUUGAUGAUUGGCCCUUGAUGCAGUCUCCAUUUCCAACACUGACUAUAAGCACUAUUUAUCUCCUCACUGUCUGGCUGGGCCCCAAAUGGAUGAAGACAAGAGAGCCCUUCCAGUUACGUUUCCUGUUGGUUGUUUACAACUUUGGGAUGGUUCUGCUCAACUUCUUCAUUUUCAAAGAGCUGUUUUUGUCAUCAAGAGCUCGCGGUUACAGCUAUGUCUGCCAGACUGUGGAUUAUUCAGAUAAUGUUUAUGAAGUUAGGAUAGCUGCUGCAUUAUGGUGGUAUUAUGUCUCUAAAGGAAUUGAAUAUUUGGAUACAGUAUUCUUCAUCUUGAGGAAGAAAUUUAACCAAAUCAGUUUCCUUCACGUCUAUCACCAUUUCACCAUGUUUACCUUGUGGUGGAUUGGUAUUAAGUGGGUUGCCGGUGGCCAAGCUUUUUUUGGAGCUCAGAUGAACUCAUUUAUUCAUGUCAUUAUGUACAUGUAUUAUGGAUUAGCUGCCUGUGGCCCUAAAUUUCAGAAAUACCUGUGGUGGAAACGAUACUUGACCAUAUUGCAAUUGGUGCAGUUCCAUGUGACUAUUGGCCACACAGCCUUGUCUAUUUAUAUUGAUUGUCCUUUCCCUAAAUGGAUGCACUGGGGUGUAAUUUUCUAUGCUGUCACCUUCAUUUUCCUAUUUGGUAACUUCUACUAUCGGACAUAUAAGCUGCCCAAGGAACCCGUAAAGAAUGGCAAAAUAGCAAAUGGUGCUGUUGCAAAUGGAGUAAGCAAACCAGAAAAUAAUCCAGUAGUGGAAAAUGGAAAAAAGCAGAAAAAGGGAAAAGCAAAAGGAGAGUAACUUGAUCCAGGCCUUAACCAUUGUUGACAGAGAGGAACCUUCAGUUGGGUUUAUAAAAGGAAGAAAAAAACACUAUCUGUACCAAUUAACCUUAGGUUACUGAAGAGCUAGAACACAGAUAUUUUCAUUAUUUAUGAAGAUUGUUCUAAGAGCAACACUAAAGUUGAAUUUCUAUCGUAAUUAUGUAAUUAUCAUGCAUAUGGUCUCUGUGUAAACUUGUAGACUGCUGGUGUUGGUGAAUGUAAGGAAGAAUUGCAGUUGAUUCCAUGUUUAGCAGUCCAAAAGUUAAUACUACCAUUGAUACAGGCAGUUUUGUUGGCACCCACAUUUCUUUGGGGGAGGGAGGGGAAGGAAGUUGCAUUUGGAUACUUGUGUUUUCUUUCCAGAAAAUUAUUAAAUUUGAGAUUAUGGUGUAUUAUCUAAUCAGAAUGUGCAACUUUUCUUGUCCUCCUUGGAGAGUAUCUUCAGACACAUUAUGUGCUUUCAGAACAGUGUUUGACUUUUCAGACAUUACUUGAUUUGAGUGUCUGUUACAGUUGGGGUUUUUUGGGUUUUUUUUGUUUGUUUUUGUUUUUGUUUUGUUUUUUUUUCUUGUGGAAAUAUACCUACCUCUUCAUCUGCUGAAAAUAAUAUUGAACAUUAAAUAACUGGUUUGUCAAAUAUGGUGUCCUCUAAUAUAAAUAUUCAUUAACACUAAUUCAGGACAAAACAUGAUUUCCUGUGGGAGUUAAAGGAAUUUGGGGGGUUAUUUUUUGUUCAAGUCAUCAAUAACCUUUUCAGUCUGAACUUAAAUUCUGGAGUGGUACUUUUAGUAUAGCUAAGUGAAGAUAAAAUUUUAAGGAUGUAUAAAUAUGAAACAAUACAUUGUUUGGAGCAAGCAAUAGAAGUAGGCCCGCUGCUUGUUGUCCAUGACCUGCAUUAAACCUUUGGUGCUGACUGAUACUCAAAAUGAUAUGAUAAUGUUACGAUGGAGAUAAAACAACAAUAUGUAAUUCCCUUUAGAAAUGCUCUGUGUAUGGGUAGUCAUGCUAACCACAAGAUAGUCACUUUACUGGGAGACAGAAUUUAGUUAAAAAGUGCUAAAUACAGCAAAUAUAAUAUGUUGAAAAUGCUGCUACUGCUCAAUGCCCAUUAAAACUCUAUUUGUUUAGACACUUGCAAAAAAAAAAAAGUACUGCUAGUAUUCAGGCCACCAUUUUAAUAGGAAUGUCAGAGAUGGACUUCUGAAGCUCUGUUUCCAAAAUAUUCUUGGUUCUCUUCAACUGAACUGGCAAAGUGAUUCUGCUGAUCAUUUUUAGUCAAAACUGCUAAAAUAAGUAGAAGCCUUUUAGACGGCUUUUCAUCCUAUGUGCUACAUUAAUGGACUUCGUACUGCUCCUUUUGUAAAGAAAAUAUAGGAAGAGUUAUUCUGCCUCCAAAUAAUGUGAUUACUAAGAGAGAUGUUUUGAGCUUAUGAUGGGUAUAAGAUGGGUGGAAUAAGAAACCAUAUCCUGAACGCCCAUGUUCCUUGCUUAUCACUGCAAGAGCUCCUGUGUUGCUGUCUAAAUGCAUUCCUCCCAGCUCUGAUCAGAAACAUAUUCAUAGUUAGUGACAAACUUGCAUCUGGCAAGUGACACUGUUGUUGCAGGAAAAAAAGUACGUGGAGCUAUAGGUGACACGUUUAAUAGUUUUUGCAUCUCGAUUAUCCAUCAGGUCACAUCUUCUGUGUGUCAGGUUUGUCUCUUGUCUGUGUAAUAAAAUCCGUCUAAGCCUAAAAACCUGGUCCUAGGAGAAAAAGGGUUAGAUAUCAUCUGUUGCAUUCAGAAAUAAUUCCUAAUGCUGGAGUUGAUACAGCUGGAAGGUAGUUCUUCCAUAGUUACCACCACCAUGGAUUUUAUGGCAGAAUAUAGUCUUGUGAAAGAAUGUCUCUGCUGAACUGUAAUGUGUGCGACCAUUAAGUUUCCUAUCUGCUGUGUCUUGCAAUUUUUCAAGCCUUUGUACUGAUGCUUUUUGCAUUUGCAUAACUGUGUAUUUAUGGAGUGUGGCAUGGGGAAGAGGGAUUGCAGUCUACCCUUCCUUCUUGGACAAAUGCCACUACCCUAACUAAGCCAAAAUGCUGGCUGACUGAGUAACUUUGGAAUGGCCGAAGGAGCAAAUAACUACAAAGCAAGAUAGCAGAUUUACAGCACACCUGCUACUCCAAGGUAAUAUCUGGUGUGAAUACACUUACCCUACUGUAAAUUCAAGGUAGCUUACCUCACUUUGAUUAAAGGGUCUCUUCUUUCUCUUUGCCAUGGGAUGCGGACAGCUAACUUGUAAAUCUGUACCAUUCCUUGUAUUGUGUUAAACUGGUCGUUUGCUCUGUCUUUCUUUUGGCAAGCCAGAUCAGAUAAACUGAUUCUCUUAAUGUGAUCUAGCUCUAAAAGAGCACAUUGAGAAGUAUUCCAGUACAGGUUCAAUUCUGUCUCUGCUACACUUUGUAAAGUAAGAAUUAUGUCUUGCAUGUUGGCAAAUACUUAAACAAGUGAAAGUCAAAUCUUCCCUCAUCAUGUAUGGAAGCUGCUGAAAGUUGAUAACAACUUGAACCUUAUUGGCAGAACUUGAGUAGAAUCCAACCCUCAAAUCUGGGGCACUUUGUAACUUUUAAGAAAAAGUGAAACAACGCACUGUGGGAAUUCAUGCAUACAUACACAUCAUGGUGUCUGGCCCUGUUCGGUAAAACCAAUUUGAGAGAUUGGCAUUUCAUGGAAAAAAAAAUCCAUUAUUAAAUUGCUGGAACACUGCUGUUUUGAGUCCAUCUUCUGCAAUAUGCUUUCCAAGGUUAAUUUAUGAUCUAUUUGAUUGUUCACAUGAGUUGAGUCUGAUUAUGAUCCUGAAUACAAUGGCCUUAUUAAAUGUGCAUUUUUGUAGGCUUUGUCUUGAGUGCAAUACUUGUGUUUUUGAUUAUGCAGCCAGACUCACAGAAUACAGGGCUGAACUUGUACAGCUUUUUAUUUUUCACAAUUUGAGACAAUGAUGCACACAUGAGAUACUGCCAGAUUCAUUAAAGUCAUCACUGAAUCCGAGGUACCUCAGAAUUUUGCCAUGAAAGUAACAGCACACACAUACAUAUAUAUAUAUAUAUAUAUAUAUAUAUGUAUGUGUGUGUGUGUGUGUUAUCUAUACACAGAACUGAAAUUUAAAUUAUGAAAUCUACUUUGCAUGUCUGGGAUAUUUUUUUCCUAAAUGUUUCCCAUUUAUUGAAAUUGAAAUUCAAACCAUUUGGAAUUUUUUUUGCCAAUGAAGGAUACUUUUUGCUAACAGUUGUGAAUCUCUUAGACCAGAGUGUCAUAAUUAUUUGAUGCCAUGUAAGUGAUACCAUUUCAUUUAGCCUCAUCUCUAGCAGUGGCAGUUAUUGGAUUCUUUUAGCACUUUGUCAGUGUAAAAUAAAUACAAAUUAUCUCUAUAUAUGUGUGUAUAUAUAUGUGUGCACAUACAUAAUGUAUGUGUACACACACAUACAUAUAUUGGUUCUUAGCAGGUUCUUUCAAUAUGUGAAGUUAUGUUUCUUUAAUAUGAAGCUGUCAGGAGCUAACAGAACAGUUCUUACAACUCUAGCAGUAAAAUGAAGCAGUUUUCAUUGAUCCAUAGAUCAAAUAUCAGUCUUGCAGACAUAAACAGUAUUUGUCAGUCAUUUUAGACACAGGAUGGCAGGUAAGCCAGAGCCAUUUCUCCCAGUGUAAUAAAGAUUGAGGCAUCAGCUGUAGAUUCUGAGGGGGAAGGAACCUCAACUCAGAGAUGAAUUAUGCUAUUCUAUAGUAGGGAUCAUUUUAAGCAACAGUAUGAGUAAUAUGCUCCAGGUAAGUCUUUGAAGAGAUUGCAAUCAAUGCAAUGUUUAAGAAAACACUUAUUAAAUAAUGUUUUUCUGUAGGUUCAAAAGCAUGACCUAUUUGAUUAUAUGACCAUUAACUACUUCCAGCUCCAGGAGAAAAAGAUGAAGGCAAAAUAAAAAUGCUGCACAUUUUUUUCAUGUUAACCUUAGGGCACCUUUCUUCAUAGUAAGCCCUUCACCUCAUGUGCUGGAGAGGUAGGUAAGAAACAAAUACACAGCUAUAUUGCUGGAAGUCUCACUCCUAAAAUAGCUUAUAAGCAUACUUGCUAUCUCUUAAGAACUUGAGUAAAACUGUUCAUGAUGCAUAAAGUCAAACCUUGCAUGAAGUUACUGUGGGAUUACGGUUGUAGUGUUUAAACAGAUGCUUAAAUGUGUUUCUGUUAAAAUUGAAAAGAAUGGGGAGCGUAUUGUCUGGACAGUGUAUUCAUCUCUAUUAGAAGCCCAAGUUAAGCCAAUUUGGUACCUAGAGCAAGUCACCCAUCUUACAUCUCGUUGCGUUGCAGUCUGAGUCGCCCCCUUUGCUAACGUAAGCAGUCGGAGCUCUGUGGAAAUUGGUGGGGUGUUUCCCCUUUACAUCAGCAGAGUACGUUUAACCCUAAAGAACAGAGAAAAUACUUGCUUUCUGUCAAUAUCCCAGGAGGAUGAGGGAAAUGUAUGGUUCAGGAUGCUGCUUUUGCAAGGUGUUCAUGCUUUUGUAAACAAUAAUAAAUAAAUAUUACUUUUUCA